AUGACCAUGAGUCGUAACUCAAUCGAAUCGAGUUCACCGCGGGGGUCAAAAUGCGACGGAAAACCGAUGGCCAGAUUGAACAGAUCGAUGUCUGUUCAUUCGGCAGACAUUUGCCGAAUCUGUCACUGCGAAGUGGGAGAAGGGAAACCGGAUAGUAACUUGAUUGCGCCCUGUUACUGCUCUGGAUCUUUGCGUUUUGUGCAUCCCGAGUGCCUUCAGUUAUGGAUCAAGGCGUCGGAUAUCAAAUCUUGCGAAUUAUGUCACUUCGCUUUCAUCAUGAACACGAAAACGAAGCCAUUCUCUCAGUGGGACCGCCUGGACAUGAGUACUAUUGAAAGAAGGAAAGUCCUCUGUUCGGUAACGUUUCACAUCGUGGCAAUCACUUGCGUCGUCUGGUCCCUGUACGUGCUCAUCGACCGCACGGCAGAAGAGGCCCGCUCGAACCACCUGGAGUGGUCCUUUUGGACGAAGCUCAUCGUCGUCGCCGUCGGCUUCACCGGCGGCAUCGUGUUCAUGUACGUGCAAUGCAAAACCUACGUGCACCUCUUCAAAAAGUGGCGGGCUUUCAAUCGCGUCAUAUGCGUCCAAAACGCGCCGGACAAGACGGUGUCCGUGUUGGUGGCCCUCGACCCCAUCGGGCCAGACAUAGGCGGCGUUGAGAAGACCACUGUGUCGUCUGGGGACGCCGAACCGUGCUACGAGUCUGUGGUGAGUGUGCACAACGCGGAGAGGGAAGAGGAGCCGAAGGUGGAUGUGCACCGUGUCGACGAUGCGUCCAGCAACAAAUCCGACGACGAGGACGAAUCUGGAGAGGCGCCUCUUUGCACCACGAUGCCUGUUUGAAGCCUUUUUUUUCCCCAACACACAUACCCGUAAAUUCUGCUCGGACUGCAUGUCUGAGCUUUUUUUUUGUUUCCGUUGAUGCUCAUUUUUCACGCUCUUUCCAGCGUCGUUGAAUCCCUCAUGUCAUAUUUUUAAUGUGGUAGGUUGAAGGGCAUUCUCAAGGGCUAUUCCGAUCUUUCUUACUAAGCGUUGAUUAGGUUUCUGUUGGCUGAUCAUAUCGAUCGAUAAAGGGUGACCUGAUGCGAUGGAAGCAAAGUGAAUAUCCAUUUAGCCGGUGUAAAGGUGCUCAGAAUUUAAAAUUUUCUCGUUCGAAAAGCAACAUUCAAACUCUCUGUCUAAAAUCACCCUUUUGACCCUUUAUAUUCCCGCAUGUUGCGAGUCAGUGAUGUUUACGUCCAGCUCAUAGGUGUCGCUUAAUUGUUAUGAUUUAAUAUUGGUUAUACUGUAUUAGGUUUUGAGGUGACACCUCGAACCUGAAUUAUGUUUUCAAGCUUGAAAAGUUAGAGUGAAACAUAGGCCAUAAUGGUUACUUCAAGAAUAUCGAAAUUUUCACGCAGUUAGAAAUAAUUUUCCUGUAGAAAGUCGGCAAGCAACUGUCAUGCAUUUUUCCAUGCCCGCAUUCUUUUUUCUCUUACUUGAAAUUCAUGGACGGAAAUGGCUUAUUUUCGAAGCCAUUGGCUUUCUCUCGCUAAAUAAACAUAGACUAUUUUAAAUCUCAAUGAUUAUGUUUUGAUCGAUCCAUAAUUCUUACAUUAUGAUCGAAAUCGAUCAUUUUCGCAAGAAGUCGAAUAGUCAAUACCCUGUUUCCGCCGAGUCGAAUGUGAAUAGUUCAGCUAGCAGAACUUUUGUCGAAUAAUUCGCAGGUAUUUUCAGAGAGAUUUUGAUGAUAGUGUCAUUUGCAUAAGUUGACACUGACUAGUUGAGUUGAUGAAGUUGUGUAUUCAUGGCAUGAUGGGUACUGGUGUGAGCGUGAAAAAGAAUUUUGAUCCCUCCUGAAGUUUUGGUAUUGCAACUGCUCUUCCCACUGGUCAAGUUCACGUGCAUUUAUCUUUUUUUAUUGAAGGUACGUGUAGGGAAAUUUUCCUUUCUUUGUUGAGUUUCCGUGAUUGAGGAGCUUCUUGGUGAAUUGCAGACGAUUUGUCACGGUUGUACAAGGCGUGAAAUUUGUUUGGUUUUUUGACGUAUUUCUUUGGUUAAUUUGUUUUUUAUUGAUUUUAAGAGUUUUCCUCACGAUUGCCGUGAUCCGCUGUUACUGGAAACAAAAUUACAUUGGUAGUUGAAACAUUGAAAUGUUGCCUGUGAUAUUCGAUUAAGUGCGUAAAAAAAUUUUUUUAUCUCGUUUAAAGUUCAAUAUAUCUUGAGGAAUGCAUUGAUCUCGAAUACUUUUUGAAUUUAAAAGGUGCCUUGAUGCAUUGACAAAUUUCAAGUUCGUUGUACCGAGAUUCGAUUCCCUCCUGCGUGAUCCGUGGGAAGAGUGGUUUGCUAUCAAAAUUAUAACUCGACUACUGUAGUUGGAGUAUACUUUUUGCUGUGAUUCCAACGCAUCCGUGUGAAGAAACAUUUUUGUGAAGUUGAGAGGAUGUGGUUGCUUUCGUCGUCAUGUUUUUCGCUUUACGGAAAGUGGGAUUUUUUUCCAUGGAACUCACGAUUUUUAAACGCUGCUUGGAUUCACGAGGAGAUUAAUGAGUGUUACUUCCCAUGGACUCGCCAUUCAGGAACGAAAUUCGGCGCGUUUUACUUCUUUUUUGCAAAUCUUUCUUGAACGUCCAGGUUGUGAAAGGAUUGUGGAGCAUGUUGGGUGCUUGGAAUUUCCCCUGUGAAUUGCAUCAAUUGCCGUGAAUUGCAUCAACUUUCCGGAAAAUCUAGUCAGCUUAGACCCCGUUUUGGAACGAGGGUUCUGAAUAAUCGUUGGGCUUUCUUUUCUCAGUUGUCCGUGUGUUGGGAGGAUAACACGAACUGAGAGAACGGAUUCGUGUCCAGUUCAUGUACCGUCUGCUUCAAUGGAUGCGUGAAUUUAAUUUUAAAUUUUACCGAAAAAGAAAAAUAAUUCAACGGAAAAAGUACUUUACUUUCUCAUAUUACCACUAUAUUUUCUCAACUUGGUUCGGUUUUGUUCAUUCCGCAUAUUAACGCGAAUAUAAGACAAUUCUAAUUUGUACCUGAACUAAUCGGGAUUCAUCUUAGAAUUGAAAGUGUUGAAUCUAGAUUCAAAUUCUAGUUUAUACCCUGGCCAAAAAGUGUGCUCUCAAUCAAAAGAUUAUUAUACUGUAUUAUGAACCUCGUGAUUUUUGAAGAUCAGAUUAAUUUUAUUGUAAAUUUACGCUGAAAAUUGAAAGUUCGAAGUUGAAAUCUAAUAUUAAAAAAAGCAAUUGUCUAUGACUUAUUUUCUUGUAGAUUUUUAUGAAACCAGGUUAAUUGCAUGAAAGAAAAUUGAAGUGACCCUCUGAUUGCAGGUUUUAAUGGCAGUGUAUUGUGUGUUUUAAUGAAUAUCAGUCUUACAUUCGUUCUAUUCUGUACUGAAGACUUCUUGGUAUACGUAAAGCGACUGAGUAUUCGUUUCAGAUUUGCCAGUCAUUUUUUGUUGAAAAUGCUGAAAAUUUGAGUUUUUACUUGGAAAUGCUUCUUAUUUUCGCGUAAAUUCGAAGAUUCAAUUUUUUAAGUUUUCCAUUGUUUCGAGGGGAAACAAUUUGAUCGAACAAAUAUUUGGAAGAUAUGUCGAGCUUGAAACAUUUGCUGGCCACUUUUUCUUAUGACUGGAACUGGCUACUUCGUUGAAUUUUAAGAGCCAUCACUAAAUACAAUACUGUACUUGAUUAAUACUUUCGAAACGAGCUUUCCUUUUGUGAUGCGUUGAAAAAUGUAUUCUUUGUAUGUCCGUUCAAACGACGCUGAUUUUAUUUUCCAAUUUGAAUUGCACUUUUUUUUGACUGUGUUGUGUUUUCUUUGAUUGAUUGAUUGAUUCUACUGAGCCGGCAUUUCUUUUCCCCGCGAGGAAUUUCAUGAAUAUGCAGAUCUCGUGGCCUUUUUCCUUAGUUGCUGCUGGUGAAUGUUGCAGAAAACAUACAGGAAGAUGUCUUUUCCCCCUUGCAAACGCGGUACGUCGUUUUUUUUUUUUUCAAUCGGAAGCGAGGAAUCUACCAAUAAAUAUGGUUUGUGUUAGUGGCUAGUCUCGAAUGGCAUGAUUUGUGUUUUUGAUAUCCGGCGAAAGUGAACUUACGGGGGUAUUCUGGAGUCUCUGAAUGGAACUGAAACUGAAUGCUUCAUUUUCACUUUUUCCUUGUUUCACGUGUUCAGUGUAUUGGCAAAAAAACGUUGGGUCU
Notodromas monacha is the source of this 4163-nucleotide messenger RNA. NCBI's taxonomy places the organism in Eukaryota, Metazoa, Arthropoda, Ostracoda, Podocopida, Cyprididae. The record is from the annotation of a GenBank genome assembly.